AUGCCCAUAUUUCUACAUCGGCGGCCUAACAGAGAUGUGUUUCCGAGGAAGAAAAGAGUUCCUCAUGAAGUCGACUUAAAUAAACUAAGAAUCUAUGAAGUUAUUGGUCAGGGAGCAUUCGGGGUGGUUUGUAAAGGAACAAUAUGGAUUGGAAAAGUUAAGGAAACAGUAGCAGUCAAGAUGACUAAAGAUAGUGCUUCCGAUGAGGAGAAAAAACAGUUGCUUCAGGAAAUAGAACUACUGAAGUUCAUUGGAAAGCAUCCUCAUAUUGUUAGUCUUAGAGCGUUUACAACCACAGGAAGAACCGUUGCUUUAAUGGUGGAAUACUGUCCUUUGGGGGACCUACGGUCGUAUUUGCAAAAGCUUCGAAAUGAAGAAAUUAUAACACGACGUCCAUCUGAAAGUGAGUCUGGAAUACAUUCAUCUGAUACAGAAAAGCUAGAAGCAUCAAAUCCACCGGAUUCCGAAGUUUCAAAAUGUCUUCCAGAACAUUCUUGUCCACCAAGGCACAUAUCUGCUGCUAAGUUACUAUCUUACAGUCGCCAGAUAGCGUUGGGUAUGGAAUUUCUGGCUUCUCAUAAAAUAGUCCAUAGAGACCUCGCCGCUAGAAACAUUCUCAUGUACGAUAACAACCGAGUGAAGAUCACUGACUUCGGACUCUCCAGGGAUGUCUACGAAGUUGGUAUGUACGAAAAGAGCAGGUGCACCAAACUUCCGUUGAAAUGGAUGGCCAUAGAGGCAAUAUCUCAUCAAACGUAUACAACAAAGAGCGACGUAUGGUCAUUUGGUGUACUUUUAUGGGAGAUCUACACUCUUGGAGCGACUCCCUACCCUGGCGUAGCGAAUCACGAAAUACUGGCUUUUUUAGAGACUGGACAUCGACUAGAAAAACCGGAAAACUGUAGCGAAGAUUU
Limulus polyphemus (Atlantic horseshoe crab) is the source of this 914-nucleotide messenger RNA. RefSeq names its product tyrosine-protein kinase receptor torso-like. Gene Ontology annotation, molecular function: transmembrane receptor protein tyrosine kinase activity; ATP binding. Lineage: Eukaryota; Metazoa; Arthropoda; Merostomata; Xiphosura; Limulidae. The record is from RefSeq and is a predicted model, not a curated record. Gene Ontology annotation, biological process: positive regulation of kinase activity; multicellular organism development; protein phosphorylation. Gene Ontology annotation, cellular component: signaling receptor complex.